UUCGACUCGAAGUAAGGGAAUGCAAAGUAAGUCGAAGCAGGAGGAAUUGCAAGAAGGCCAAGUAGUAUAUAAUUUGCUAGCUAAAGAUCAAUAAGAGACAUGAGCAAUAAGUGCUUAUAUAACAGUAAAAAUCCCUAGUGCCAAAUAAGCAAAGGCACUAAUUAACCGAACCCUAGCUAAGCGAGCCCUAGUGCAGCAAGCCAAUAACAAGAGAGCCUAAGCCAGUAGUCAACAUUUGGGCUGAUCUAGGUCAGCAAGUGAAGCGAAGUGAGCGAAGUGAGUGAAGCAGGUGAAGUGAAUGACAUAGUGAAAUAAGUACUAGAGACUAAAGCGAAUCGAAGGGUCGUGACACAAAUAUCGAAGGAGUGUCAUGACAAGAGCCCCUCGCAAGGACCGAAGUAAGUGAGGUCUAUGUAAUCUUGAGUCUGAGAUGAGCGAAGUAUCGAAGUAGGGGUUAUUGAAGUUCGAAGUUGAGUUGCUAGAACUUGUAUUUUCUAUGAAUUUCUGAGGGUGUUCGAAGUUGACUUAGUUCUUCUUUAAGUUUCCAUGAGAUUCUGAAUUUUUCCGAUGCGUUCCGAAGGGUUCUGAGUUUUUUUUUUUUUUUUUUUUUUUUUUUUUUUUUUCAAGGCCGUUUCGAAGACGCCGAAGGAGCUGAGGUUGGAAAACUUUGAGAAGAUUACCAAAUAUGGUGAAGCCCCAGAUCCGAAGUGUGACCGAUGUAAAGCGAGGCCAAAGAUGAGUGAUUGCAUCACUUGGUCUGGCCAUACAUCAUUGAAGUGUGCUUGGUGUAUCAAACAAGCUCAUUCCUGUUCUUUCACUAUUUCGAAGGAGGCAAAGGAGGUGAAGGAGGCAAAGGGGAAUGAAGUGAAGGCAAAGGAGACAAAGGAACUAAAGAGGGUAGCAGGGUCCUUAUAUCGAGUCGAAGAGAGUGAGGAUGAAGAAAUCGAAGGUGAAGUUGAAGGAGUUGAAGAUGAGGGCGCUGAAGAUGAAGUCGAAGAGGUCGAAGAUGAAGAGGUCGAAGAUGAAGAGGUCGAAGAUGAAGAGGUCGAAGAUGAAGAGGUCGAAGAGGAGAUUGAAGAUGAAGGGGACAAGGUUGGGGAUGAAGAUAUUGGACCAGCUGGAGCUGCUCAUUGCAAGGCUCAAAGUGUGCCAUUUUUGUGAGCCUUUCUACCACCACAAGGAUAGAGUCAUAAGGGGUAGCACCCCCUUUUGGGAUAGAAGGAGGCAACUUGACUAUAAAGUCAAUGGAUAUGGAGUCCCAUGGGCGUUCUGGUAUAGGUAGAGGCUGCAAGAGGCCAUAGGGCUUUUGCCGUGUAGG
Messenger RNA from Pseudogymnoascus destructans, 1318 nucleotides. RefSeq lists its product as uncharacterized. The coding region runs from base 736 to 1161 and encodes 141 amino acids. The transcript has a single exon. NCBI's taxonomy places the organism in Eukaryota, Fungi, Ascomycota, Leotiomycetes, Thelebolales, Thelebolaceae. The record is from RefSeq and is a predicted model, not a curated record.